GAUAAAGCUAAACAAACGAACCCUGUGCCUUUAAAUAACCCGGAAGUAGAAAUUGUCGCUGAAGCGGAUAUUAUCGUGAGGCGGAGGUCAGAAGUUCUCUCUCACAGCCAUCUUGGAUAUAACGUCCUGAGUUGCAACUAUGCCUGGUGAAGCCACAGAAACGGUCCCAGUCACCGAACAGGAGAUGCAGCAGCCUCAAGUCGAGACUGCUGUUUCCACUGCGAGCAAGGCAAUCCCACUGGAGAACCCCCCAGAAACCUCUGCUCAAGCUAAAGAGAGAGCCUCUGCAGAAGAAGCUCACAGUCAGGCUACCUGUGACCAAGCAAAUGGUGUAGCUGCGAACCAAGAAGUGACCAGGGAAAUGGAAGCAAGCGGGUUGAACCCAAUAGCUUUCUCACAGCAAGGGCUCACUGCUGAAGUAGCAGGAGCUUCAGCUGGUUUGGCACCUCUCAAUGAGUCUUUGCAAUCUGCUGAUGCUGUGAGUGUUUCUUCAGAGUUGCAUAUUUGUGAAGGAGCAGUUACUGCUGGAGAGGAAAGUCAGUUCUUCAUUUCAGCCGAAGAAUUGACCACCCAAGAGGUUAUGCUGACUUCUGAAGAACAGUCAGGAGUACCUGGAGAAAAAACCUCAGCUGAUCCUAAGCUUUGUACUUCUGAAGAUGGGAAGGCCAGAGAUGAUGCGGAGACUGUGGUAGAAGGUUUAAAGAAUAUGUGCUUGGAUGCAGCUCAAGAUGGAGUAGAUGCCGGUGACGUGAGCAUCACCGUGGAUACUCAAAAUGAAAAUGUUGACAAGACGGAGCCUGUAAUACUUCUGUCCGAGGUCAUUCAGUCAAAGGAUGCCGCUAAAUCUGAAGCCCAACCUGUUUCCACCCGCCACCUUUCAGGAUCCGGCACUGAGUCGGACAGCGACGACUCAGUCCCUGAGCUGGAGGAACAGGACUCUGCACAGACACAGACACAGCAAGCUCAGCUUGCAGCUGCUGCCGAAAUAGAUGAGGAACCUGUCAGCAAAGCCAAACAGAGCCGCAGUGAAAAGAAAGCACGAAAGGCAAUGUCAAAGCUUGGUCUCAGGCAGGUAACAGGAGUCACUAGGGUCACCAUUCGCAAGUCAAAGAACAUCUUGUUCGUCAUCACCAAACCAGACGUCUACAAGAGCCCUGCAUCAGAUACAUACAUCGUCUUCGGGGAAGCUAAGAUUGAAGAUCUUUCCCAGCAAGCCCAGCUGGCCGCUGCAGAAAAAUUCAAGGUACCAGGAGAAACUGUAUCAAACGUCCAAGAAAACACACAGACGCCAACAGUACAGGAGGAAAGCGAAGAAGAGGAGGUUGAUGAGACCGGAGUUGAGGUCAAGGACAUCGAACUCGUCAUGUCACAAGCCAACGUGUCGAGGGCGAAGGCUGUACGCGCCCUGAAAAAUAACAACAACGACAUCGUCAAUGCCAUCAUGGAGUUGACGAUGUAAUGGGGACCCUGUCGACGAAGAGUUGACAAAAGGUUGCUGAUUUAAUCCAAACUCAUUUAUACAAUUUAUACCCAAGAUGGAAAUAAAGUUGUGGCUUGAUGAAAUUAAA
This is a messenger RNA of Oreochromis aureus, 1568 nucleotides long. RefSeq names its product nascent polypeptide-associated complex subunit alpha. Gene Ontology annotation, biological process: protein targeting to membrane. Bases 140 to 1459 code for a protein of 439 amino acids. NCBI's taxonomy places the organism in Eukaryota, Metazoa, Chordata, Actinopteri, Cichliformes, Cichlidae. The transcript is spliced from 9 exons. The record is from RefSeq and is a predicted model, not a curated record. Gene Ontology annotation, cellular component: nascent polypeptide-associated complex; cytoplasm.